Messenger RNA from Stylophora pistillata, 2486 nucleotides. RefSeq lists its product as uncharacterized. Gene Ontology annotation, molecular function: protein binding. NCBI's taxonomy places the organism in Eukaryota, Metazoa, Cnidaria, Anthozoa, Scleractinia, Pocilloporidae. The record is from RefSeq and is a predicted model, not a curated record. Gene Ontology annotation, biological process: protein polyubiquitination.
UGAGUACCACUAAAUUGGUAUUGAAGGGUCCUUUUUGGUCGAAAUUGGCCGUAGUGUCUGAAAUAAAUUUCAUGACUUUUCAAAGAAUUCAGAGGAACCUAAAGCAGCCUUUGUCAGUUGUCACGUGACUAUCAUUAUAAAUAACACUAAUCUGUCUCAGUUUACUUAUCAUCGCUAAGGCUGACGUGAGAAAAUAUAUCCAGUUUUGCAUAUUUUAAAAUUUCAAAGAGACAGAAUUUUCUCCAAGCUUUCCAACAAGUUGUACGAUCUAUUCUGCAAUUUUCUUCGAUGAUCUCUUAACUUAGGGACUUCAGCUGUUUUCAAGUCAAAACCAAGACAAACAGGGACAAGAAUAUAUUGACGGGUAAAACUACAUCGGUAAUAGCAAUCAUCCUGAGUUGGUUAAAAACUUAGGAAACAGAUAAUUCUGAAUUUAGAAGAAUAACUGGUUUUUUUUUCCUGGGAGAUAAGAUGUAGUGAAUUUUUGUUGAUAUCUAGCGUCGAUCAUAAGUUCCCUUACUUCUCGGAAAUGAGUGUGUCUGCGGAAAAGCAGACUCAUCUGAGCGGCCAUAAGUGGCACAUUUCAGAACUUGAAUUCAGUCCUGGAGGGUUACAUCUCGCAUCUAGUAGUUGGGAUAAAACUGUGCGGAUAUGGGAUCUUAGUACGCUAGAAUCAGUGUUUGUCUUGAGGCAUCAUCGUAGCCCUGUGACCUGUCUUUCUUGGCAACCAGGAGUGGAGACCGCGGGUUGUCUUGGCGUACUUGCUUCGGGUUCUGCAGAUAGUACUGUAGCUUUGUGGAGCGGAGAGACAGGAAAACUUCUGCAGUCACUUUCACCUCAUACAGGAUGGGUGUUGGGUACUUCCUUCUCAAGCAAUGGCACUUUACUAGCUUCUGCUGCUUGGGACAAAACUGUUUGUCUGUCCGAUGCGCGUACGGGACAAAUGUUGCAGAAACUGACAGGGCAUUCGACUGGUGUAUGGACGUGUGCCUUCCAGACGAGCAUCGGUUCGGGUCUACUUUGUUCAGGCGCUGAUGAUGGUUCUUUAAAGAUUUGGGACACGCGAAUUGCAAGCUCGGUUAUGAGUUUGGUAGGUGGACACGAAGAUAGCGUGAAAUGUUGUGCUUGGUCUCCAGAUGGGGGUUACAUCGCUUCUGGUGCUACUGAUAGCAAGAUUUCUUUAUGGGAACCAAGAAGUGGAACAUUGCUGAUCAAAAUCAGAGGACAUGAAGAUGCUGUAAAUAAGUUGCAGUUUUAUCCUGUUAUCAGCAGCAAAUCAGUUCCACUGAUCUUUUCUGUUGGAGACAAUUCAUGCCGUGCAUGGCACCCAUUGAGGAAGCGUGGUAAACAGCUCCAGAUGAUCAAACAGCACAGGGUAGGAUCAGAGGUGGAGGCCCUUUCUCUGUCCCCAGAUGGGACCCUAUUGGCCACAGGUGCUCGUGACAAAGACAUUAUUUUGUCUUCACUGGAUGUAUCUCUUACUGAGGUUGAUGCACUUCCUAUUGAAGAUCAAAAUGAAGCUGCAAUAAAUUAUGGUGCUACACUAUGGAAGAAGUACACCCGUAAAGUUAUGCAGAGAAUGCUUAGUGAACCUGGUGCUGGGAUAGAUGACAAGAAUGACUUUUCUCAAUCUUCAAAUAAUCCCAAAAACACAGCAUCUUUGGUUGGACGUGCUGUUAACAGGACUGAGAGUAAAGCAAAAGAAAAUUUUGCAAAAGAAGCAGUGAUACAUGUGAAUAAAGUUGAUAAAGAUCCUCAGUCUGAUGGCAAGCUACGAGAGCAGAGAGCAAGACUGCGCAAAAGUUCAAGACCAGACCCCCCUCUAAGCAAUGGUCCUGUAAACAAUUCAGCACAUGAGAUAGAUGAAGUACGACAACAACUACGACAUGUAAAGCUUGACAAUCACAUACAAAAUGGGGUAAUGAAUGGUCAUCAGCAUGCUGACACAAAUGAUAAUUUUUCCCAUUCCAAUUCUUGUGACAAAGGUCAGGCAGGAAUAUAUGAGAAUGGUGAGUUAUCACCCAAGAGAAAUGGAUACCAUAGCCAUGGGGACAGCUCAAGUACUGGCAGCAGCAGUUACUUUGGUGACAUUGAGGAUGUUGCCAAGGAGAUGUAUGAUUUGGCAAAUGGUGGAAGAGAUGCCAGACUGUAGAUAGGCAGGUGAUGUCCUUUUUCCUGGAUCUGAGAUGCACCAGGUUUCAAAAGAGUAUUGUUUUCUAACAAUCAAGGAAGAGCAAUGACUGAUAUGAAUCAGCAGAUUAUGAACAAUAGUCAAACUCUUUUUGAUGAUGAAUCUUGAUAACUUAGUGUAAUGUGGUUGUAAAACAUGGUUAAAAGAACCAAGUUUUUUUGGAAAAAUCCAUUUUUCGGGAUUAAGCAAUCAAAUAGGUCUAUUAAAUGUAAACUCAGGUGAAAAAGUUAGGGUUAGGGUAUCCUUUAGGGUUAGGGUUAAAGUGCAUGCAAAGCCCAAUUUUUUUUUUCGCUUA